This is a messenger RNA of Clupea harengus (Atlantic herring), 1530 nucleotides long. It is a transcript of the gene bcat1, whose product is annotated as branched chain amino acid transaminase 1. Gene Ontology annotation, cellular component: mitochondrion. The record is from RefSeq and is a predicted model, not a curated record. NCBI's taxonomy places the organism in Eukaryota, Metazoa, Chordata, Actinopteri, Clupeiformes, Clupeidae. Gene Ontology annotation, molecular function: branched-chain-amino-acid:2-oxoglutarate transaminase activity. Gene Ontology annotation, biological process: L-leucine biosynthetic process; L-valine biosynthetic process.
GUGACUCGAGCCCGUGUCGUGUGAAUGUAACGGACACUGUGAGGGAAAAGGCAUUACACGUGUAAAGGUUGUAAUAUAGGCGUAUGAAAAGUAAAGUGGUUCUGACAUGCAAGAGUACAAUAGGGUUGACAAUGUUUAAUCUGUAAGCGGUUUAACUCGGUGUGACAGAGUGAGCGGCUCGUAUUUCCAUAUUCAUCAUGGCGAGUGUUCCAGCGCCCGCAUCGGCCACGAGCGCUCCAUCUCUCAAGGGUACAGGUGCAGAGGUCUCAAGCAAUGGCCUGGUUGACAACAUCCACAGCUUCAAGGCGUCCGACCUGGAAAUCGAUCUGGCUCAGACCCAGAAACCCAAACCGGACCUCACAGGCCUCGCAUUCGGUACCGUGUUCACAGACCACAUGUUAGUGGUGGAGUGGAACAGCCAGGUCGGAUGGCAGAGGCCCCGGAUCCAGCCCUUCGGAAACCUGUCCAUCCACCCGGCCUGCUCCGCCCUGCACUACGCAGUACAGUUGUUUGAGGGGAUGAAAGCGUACAGGGGUGCAGACAACAGGGUGCGUCUCUUCAGACCAGAGCUCAACAUGAACCGCAUGCGGAAGUCUGCACAUAGAGCCUGUCUGCCGGGCUUUGACAGGGCUGAGCUUCUGGAGUGUAUCAAGAAGCUGGUGGAGGUGGAUGAGGAGUGGGUCCCCCACUCAGACUCCGCCAGCCUCUACAUCCGCCCCACCUUCUUAGGCACAGAGCCUUCUCUGGGUGUAAAGAAGCCGUCCCAGGCUCUUCUCUAUGUGAUCCUCAGUCCCGUGGGCUCCUACUUCAGCACAGGGGCCAAGCCUGUGUCCUUGUGGGCCGACUCCAAAUACAUACGCUCCUGGAAAGGAGGCACGGGGGACUGCAAGAUGGGAGGGAACUACGGAGCCUCCAUCUUUGCUCAGUAUGAAGCGGUGGAUUAUGGGUGUCAGCAGGUCCUCUGGUUGUAUGGGGAUGACCAUCAGAUCACUGAAGUAGGCACCAUGAACCUCUUCCUCUACUGGACAAAUGAGAAAGGAGAGGAGGAGCUGGCAACACCCCCCCUGGAUGGCAUCAUCUUGCCGGGCAUCACUCGACAGAGUAUCCUUGAGCUGGCACAGAAAUGGAGAGAGUUUAAGGUGUGUGAGCGCUACCUGACCAUGUCGGACCUGCGCCAUGGACUGAAGGAGAACCGGGUCAAGGAAAUGUUUGGUUCUGGUACCGCCUGUGUGGUCAGUCCGGUUGGACGGGUUCUGUACCAGGGAGAGAACUUGCAGAUCCCUUGUCAACAGGAGAACUCCCUGGCCUCCAGGCUAAUGAAGGAGCUGACAGACAUACAGUAUGGGCGCACGCUGAGUGAAUGGAGCCUCCUGGUGUAGCCUGGGGUUUCUGAAGAUGGGAGAGGUGGACCUCACAGUUAUGGAACCAAGAAGCAGUCACAGAUACACAGACAAGAUCCACACGUGCACAUGCACAAACACACACAUAUAGACACAAACACACAUAAACUCUCGCGCACACACACACACA